Messenger RNA from Protopterus annectens (West African lungfish), 2909 nucleotides. Its product is annotated as zinc finger protein 84-like. NCBI's taxonomy places the organism in Eukaryota, Metazoa, Chordata, Ceratodontiformes, Protopteridae. Gene Ontology annotation, cellular component: nucleus. The record is from RefSeq and is a predicted model, not a curated record. Gene Ontology annotation, molecular function: DNA-binding transcription factor activity, RNA polymerase II-specific; RNA polymerase II transcription regulatory region sequence-specific DNA binding. Gene Ontology annotation, biological process: regulation of transcription by RNA polymerase II.
UAGAUUGGAGGUUAAUUAAUAUCAGUAGCUUAUACUCUUGAACAUUGCAAUCAGUGUUAGUGAAUAAACCAAGAUCCAAACCAUGAAUAACGAGGUACUCGAAUCCUUUGAAGAUGUUGCUGUUGACUUUUCAAGAGAAGAAUGGAAGAUCCUGAGCAGGGAAGAGAAACAGCUCCACCGGGAGGUGAUGGUGCAAAAUUUUGAACACAUGGUGUCAUUAGGCUACAAUAUCCCAAUACAGAAGCUGUUGCUGCUGAUUGAAAAACCUGACGAACUUCCAUUUAAAGUUACAAAGGAAGGUGGGACCAGGCUACAGAUGGGUCUUUCUGACAUCAAACAACCUGUCUGCAGGUGGGUGACUUACAUUCAGAGUAAGACGUCACCUUCAAAGGACCUUAUAAAGUCUGAAUGCGCCAAAAGCAUCACCAGUAAGAUGACCAUCACAACAUGUGAGACUGUUCAGACAGGAAACAAACACCAAAUGAGUGAAGAGUAUAAUGCAAGUUUUAUUCAGAAAUAUGGACUAAGAUGCCAUCGGCAGCUUCAUAAGCCAAAGAAUUUGUACACAUAUGGAAACUUUAAAAAGAAAUUCCUGUUUCCAUUAGCCCUCAAAACACAUUACCAUGCUAAAAUUAAAGAGGGAUUAAGGAAUGUGUUCCACUCUCAUCACAGCUGUUAUAGUUCUAGAAAAUAUAAAGGAAUUAGGAAGUGGGAGAAGUAUAAGGAUGCACAAAUAGCAAACAGGAAGCUCUCCAGUAGAAAGAGGCCUUCUAAAUUUGAUACGUGUGAUAAAUACAAAGACAUGCAACAUUCAGCUGUGCAUGCGAGAGGGAUGUCAUAUAAGUGUGCAGCAUGUGGCAAGAGUUUUGCAUGGAAGUGUACCCUUACACUGCAUGAGAAAAUCCACAGAGUCAAGAAAACAUUUAAAUGUAUUACAUGUGGCAAGUGCUUUAAACUGAAGAGCAAACUAACAGUCCACAAGAGAAUACAUACAGGGGAGAAACCAUAUAAGUGUAACACAUGUGGCAAGAGCUUUGCAUGGAAAGGCAACCGCACAGUUCAUGAGCAACUUCACAGAGGAGAAAAACAAUAUAGAUGUGCCACAUGUGGCAAGAGAUUUAUGUGGAAACAGUACAUGGCAGUCCACAAAAAAACCCAUACUGGGGAAAAGCCAUACAAAUGUUUAGCCUGUGGCAAAUGUUUUACUCGGAAGAGCAGUCUUAGAGACCAUGAGCAAAUCCACAGUGGGAAUAAACCCUUUAAAUGUGCCACAUGUGGCAAGUGUUUUACACAGAAGGGCCAACUAACAGCUCAUGGAAGAUGCCAUAGUGGAGAAAUGCUGCAUGAUUGUGCAAUUUGUGGCAAGAGUUUUUCACGGAAGAGUACCCUUGUUACCCAUGAAAGAAGCCACAGUGGAGAGAUGCCAUAUAAAUGUCAAGUUUGUGGCAAGAGUUUUAGAUGGAAGGGAAGCUUGUCUGCCCACGAAAGAAGUCACAGUGGAGAAAAGCCAUACAAAUGUGCAGUUUGUGGGAAAGGUUUUACAGAGAAGAGCAGUCGUGCAGUACAUGAGGUAACCCACAUAGGAAAUAAAUCCUAUGAAUGUUCCACAUGUGGCAAGAGCUUUAAACAGAAACGUAGCCUUACAGUGCAUGAAAAAAUCCACACUGGUGGGAAGCCAUACAAAUGUGCAACAUGUGACAAGAGUUUUACAUGGAAGCAUGACCUCAGGUUUCACGAGAGAAUCCAUACCGGAAAUAUAAUAUCUUACAACUGUUCCACAUGUGGCAAAAAGUUUACAAGAAAAGACAAUCUCACUGUCCAUGAAAGAAGUCACAGUGGAGAGAAACCAUAUAAAUGUUCAGUUUGUGGCAAGAGUUUUACACAAAAGAGCAAACUUAAAGUGCAUGAGAAAACUCACACUGAAUGUGAAUCCUACAAAUGUGCCACAUGUGGAAAAAGCUUUGUAGUAAAGAGUAGCCUUGCAUACCAUGAGAAAAUCCACACAAGGGUGAAUCCAUAUAAGUGUGAAAUAUGUGACAAGAGUUUUACAUGGAAGAGUACUCUCAGAGUCCAUGAGAAAAUUCACACUGGAAGUAAAUCAUAUAACUGUUCCACAUGUGGCAAGAGUUUUACACGGAAGGACACACUUACUGUGCAUGAAAGAAGCCACAGUGGAGAAAGACCUUACAAAUGCGCAGUUUGUGGCAAGAGCUUUACACAAAAGAGCAACCUUAGGGUCCAUGAAAAAAUACACAGUGGAAAUAAAUCCUAUAAAUGUGCCACAUGUGGGAAGUGUUUUAUAGAAAAGGGCCAUCUUACAGUGCAUGAGAGAAGCCAUAGUGGAGAAAAGCCAUAUAAGUGUAACACGUGUGGAAAGAGCUUUACAGGAAAGGGUCAUCUUACAGUUCAUGAGAAAAUCCACAGUGGAACUAGAUCCUUUAAAUGUACAUCAUGUGGCAAGUGUUUUAUACAGAGAGGUGACUAAAUUCAUGAAAGAAUUCACACCGGGGAGAAGCCAUAUAAAUGUGCAGCUUGUGGCAAGAGUUUUGCACAAAAGGGCCACCUCACAGCCCAUGAGAAAACCCAUACUUAGCAUUUCUGGCUGACAUCAAAGACUGAAACAAUACUAAUUUCAUGAAUUUAAUCAUACUUUGACUUAGGAAUGGAAUCCAUUCCUGUCAUGGUAUUAGAGACCCACAAGAUUUGGAGAAGUUCAAAAAGGGAAAACAAAGUUGUUCCAUGCUUGUCCAGUGAUAAAUAAAAGUAGUGUAUGACAAAAUUGUAAGUCUCUCAGUCUGAAAGAUGUAUGGGCCUUCUAGAAAUUGGCCACAUGUAUAGGUGUGCAGAUGUUCAUCGUGUUUCACUGCUGCAGUCAUUACAUUUGGGUUAUCCUGCUGGCAGGCUACCCG